Messenger RNA from Letharia columbiana, 3291 nucleotides. RefSeq lists its product as uncharacterized. Lineage: Eukaryota; Fungi; Ascomycota; Lecanoromycetes; Lecanorales; Parmeliaceae. Bases 1 to 3291 code for a protein of 1096 amino acids. The record is from RefSeq and is a predicted model, not a curated record. The transcript has 9 exons. Gene Ontology annotation, biological process: exocytosis; Golgi to plasma membrane transport. Gene Ontology annotation, cellular component: exocyst.
AUGUCAUAUAGCAACGGCUACACCAAUGGCAGCUACAGGACCAAUCGCUAUGAAGAUUUACAAGAGGAUAGCGAUUCAUUGGGAGGCAGCCGGCAACGCCGUGCUGGAGGUUAUGGAGGAUUCUAUGACGGCGCUCCCUCGGUCUCAGCAGAACCCCAGGCUCAGCCACCUCCACCCUCCUUUCGACGGCAAGGCACCGAUCACUCAACUGGAGGAACGGGGCUAUCGGUAUCGAGAACAAGGGAUAUCGACGGUUAUGAUACAAGUAGGAGUCGUGACAGAGGAGCGCGUGGUCAGAACGGUGCAAGGCAGCAUGGCAGUGGACCAGGAGGCAGACAGAUUGAAGGAGUUCUCGACCACAUACAUGAAAACUGGGAUAUCAUAACCAAGGAUGACUGUGUGCCUGUCCAUAUCGCACUGCAGUUGAUGGACUACAGCUCUCUUGGGCGCGGCAAUGAUUACCAAGACUUCCAACGGACAAAUAGACACCUGCAGAAAGCGCUCAAGGCAAUUGUGAACGAACACCAUCAAGGUUUCAACAGCUCCAUUGGAACUUUUCACAAGAUACAGGCCAGCAUCCAAGCAUCGCAAGGCCGUGUCCGGUCAUUGAGGGACUCAGUCCAAGGCGCAAAAUCCAGUCUAAUGGUCACGAAACCCGAGCUGAAAGGAUUGGGCUCGUCUUCGCAGAAAUAUGACGAUAUGCUGCAGAUCUUGGGACAGAUUGAGAAGCUACAGUUGGUCCCUGAAAAGCUGGACGCUCGGAUAUCAGACAAGCAUUUCCUACCCGCUGUUGAUCUUCUACAAGAUGCCUUGAGGAUCAUACGAAGAUCCGACAUGGAAAACAUUGGUGCCUUGACAGAUCUUCAGAUUUAUUUCAGUAACCAAGAGACCUCGUUGACUGACAUACUUAUCGAGGAGCUCCAUGAUCAUCUUUAUUUGAAGUCCCCUUAUUGCCAAGACCGUUGGAACCCAUAUACUGGAGAUUCGGCGAACAUUAGCGCAUCCGAAACAGGCAAGGUGUCGUUACCCAACACCUGGGGCAGGCCUUUGUAUCGAUUCUUGGACAAUCUCGAUACGACUUCGCCACUGGAAGACGAUGCAUCUCAAAACCCGGAGACCGACAGCUUUCACUACAUCCACAUGGUCAUCGAGUCGUUGAAUAAGCUGGGCCAUUUAGAUGUGGCGGUUGACCGCAUGGAGCAGCGACUUCCCGUCGAGCUGUUUGCCAUUGUCGAUAGAACCAACCAAGAGGUCGAUCUGCGCCACCCAGCGCAUAAGCGUGCGCCGCUUAACCCCGAGAAAAAACUUCUUGGAUCCACAUGGAAUGAUACGACUGGUGGGAGCGUUAUACUCAAUGACCUUUUGUGGACACUGUUCUCCAAAUUUGAAGCAAUUGCUGAAGGACAUCGGGCAUUUCAUGACGUUGUUGCAGGCAUUGUGAAGCGGGAAAGACUAGGGCAUCCCGAAAGUCUGACAAGGGGAUUCAAAGAGAUGUGGAAACUGUACCAAAGUGAGAUGCGAUCUUUGCUCCAUGAUUAUUUGGCAACGGACGAAAAUCCAUCGUAUAGGCUUGGUCGCCAGCCUGCCGCAGAAGCAAACAUGUUCCACAAGAAUCACCGAGAGAGAAACAAGCGUGUCUUCAAAUUGUCCGAGAUAGAUCAGAAGUCUGCCGAUUUGGCCGCGGAUCAACGAGAUCUUGACCAAAUACUCCAGGCUUCUGUACCCGGGCUAGUCUCUAAAUCACAGAGGCGGUCUGGGGUUUUGCAUAAUAACACCAACGUCACCACUGAUGGUCCGGUUGCGAGUCACAAGCUGCUUGUGGAUCCCAAUGUCUUCAACAUUAGCUCUCUUCUCCCACCAUCGUUGUCCUUCCUCCAGCGACUAAGAGAUAUCGUCCCUCAUGACUCGGGUAUCGCGAUGAGCACACUGACCUCGUUCCUUGAUGAGUUUCUCGUUAAUGUGUUCCAACCUCAGCUCGAGGAGACUGUCACGGAGUCGUGUACUCAGUCGUUCGCUGAGCUUGAUGCGUUUCAAAAAGAUUCCCAAUGGUCCCAGCACGCUGUUGUGCGGCCAAUAUUCAGAGGCACGUUUCAUUUCUCCACGUUAAUUAAGUCUUUCUGCAAAUUGCUCGAUACUAUACCCCCUGAUUUCGCUUCUACGCAAUUAAUAAUUACACAAAUGGUUGCUUAUUACGAUAAAUGCUGUGAAUGCUACAGAGCUCUGGUCAGAAGGCCACAGCUACAUGCACAGGAUGAGGUGCGAUUGAAGACCGCAGCCGCAUUGGCAGACUCAGGAGACUUUCGGGAAGUUGCCGAGAAAUUGUUGAAAGGCGUUGUCGAAGAGGAAGAACACGAUCUUUUCCAGAAGGAGGCCAAAUUGCUCAUCGCCAGGACCAAUGAGGAGCCGCUAGAUCCAUUCGAUAUUAUCUCCGAUCGACGAUCGGUCACAGCUCUCUGCUUAAUGUACUCUAGCAUGCAAUGGCUUGUAAUCCAGUUCCAGCAGCUUCGACGCAUUAUCCCGGAGUCUUCGCGAUCACACCGCGACUCAACGAAGCCUCAGCACACACGACAAUUAUCCCUUCUCAGUUCACCCCAGCGCGUCGACCCAAAUACCCCUAUAUAUCUCCCCAUGACCCAGGAAACCGUCGAAGCUUUCGACAGCAUCUUGGCCUCCAUGCGUACGCUUGCUAGUACAGCCCUCUUGACCCUCCACAUCGACAUACGCCUAGGCGUAAUCCACAUGCUCACUCGGACACUUCAUGCGCCUUACCUACUCGCCCAGCGAGCUCAGGAUCCGGAUCCUUCGAUUCUCUCCCUCAACGCUGACCUCCUCUCGUUCGCCGACAAUCUGACCACACAUCUCGACACUCCAGCCCAACAAUUCAUCACCAAUGGUCUUGCUCUGCUCAUCGAUACCUUACUUGUCUCCAACGCUUUCCAGAUCACAGCAGGCAUGAAUGAUCACGGAUGCGGCAGGAUGCAUCUCAAUAUCUUGGUCCUUUCACAAAACCUAAAAUCGAUUGAGACGAGCAGCGAUGACCAUCGUAAUGAGCUUGACCGCAGUGCGCGUUUCUAUGAUCUUUUCCUGGAGGGUGCAGACAGCAUCGUGGAGCGAGCAAAGGACCGUGGCGGAGAGGGAUUGGAAGGAUUUGACCUUGAAGAAUUGAAAGCGCUGGUGGAGCUGUGGUACAGAGAUGGCAUUGAGAGUGGAGCACGAGAGGUGCAAAUCAAGAGUAGGAGGGAGUUGGGUGACAAGCUGUUGGUGCUCAGUGAAUGUUUAUGGAAUAGGUAA